CACAAGAUGGCGGCCCCGGUACGCUGGGCUAGGCGCCUGCAGCUUGGCCUUGGGCUCUUCUAGCCCGGGGCUGAGGCCCAGAGGCAGGCUUCGUCCAGGCGACAGGAGGCCGGGGCGGUGCCGCCGGGCCGCGUGGGGUGCUAGGCCGCUCUCUGCUGUCCCCGGGCCCCGCCGCCUCUCCAGCCCUACCCGGGGCGGAACCGCAGGAAGGUCAGGUCCGGCCGCCCCGCCCCGCCCCGUCCCUCUUCGCCGCAGGGCGGUCGCUGUUGUGUGGGUGGCUCACUAUUAACGUUGACUUCAGCCACGACCCAUGGCGGCCUCGCAGGUCCCAGGGGAGAAGAUUAACAUCCAGGCGGGAGAGACGGCCAAGGCCGGGGACAGGGACCUCCUGGGGAACGACUGUCUGGAGCAGGACAGGCCCCCCCAGCGCUCCUGGAGGCAGAAGUGCGCCUCCUACGUGCUGGCUCUGCGGCCCUGGAGCUUCAGUGCCUCCCUCACCCCGGUGGCCCUGGGCAGUGCCCUUGCCUACAGAUCCCAGGGCGUCCUGGAUCCCAGGCUGUUGGUGGGGUGUGCCGUGGCUGUCCUGGCUGUGCACGGGGCUGGCAAUUUGGUCAACACUUACUAUGACUUUUCCAAGGGCAUUGACCACAAAAAGAGUGAUGACAGGACCCUGGUGGACCGAAUCUUGGAGCCCCAGGAUGUUGUCCGGUUUGGCGUCUUCCUCUACACUUUGGGCUGUGUCUGUGCCGCUUGCCUCUACUAUCUGUCCCCUCUGAAACUGGAGCACUUGGCUCUCAUCUACUUUGGAGGCCUGUCUGGCUCCUUUCUCUACACAGGAGGAAUUGGAUUCAAGUACGUGGCUCUGGGAGACCUCAUCAUCCUCAUCACUUUUGGCCCACUAGCAGUGAUGUUCGCCUAUGCCGUCCAGGUGGGGUCCCUGGCAGUCUUCCCAUUGGUCUACGCCAUCCCCCUCGCCCUUAGCACCGAGGCCAUUCUCCAUUCCAACAACACCAGGGACAUGGAGUCCGACCGGGAGGCUGGCAUCGUCACGCUCGCUAUCCUCAUUGGCCCUACCUUCUCCUACAUGCUGUAUAACACACUGCUCUUCCUGCCCUACCUGAUCUUCAGCAUCCUGGCCACGCACUGCAGCAUCAGCCUGGCACUCCCCCUGCUCACCAUUCCCAUGGCCUUCUCCCUCGAGAGACAGUUCCGAAGCCAGACGUUCAACAAACUGCCCCAGAGGACUGCCAAACUCAACCUCCUGCUGGGACUCUUCUAUGUCUUUGGCAUCAUUCUGGCACCAGCAGGCAGUCUGCCCAAACUCUGAGGGGACCGACAGCUCUCCCAAAUGUGUUGCCCUUUCUUAGAGCGUGUUGAAGGCAGAGUCUCUGAGGAGGGAAGGUGAUUUGGCAGAGAGGGACCUAAGGAUGGCUGGGGAACUCCCACCUUUUUUUUAUUAUUUAUGUUCUUAAAGAUAAUGUUUUGUUUUUGUUUUAUUCCAUUUUAUGGGGAAUCUUGAAACCACUCUGGUAUCAGAAGGUCAAUGGGAUGCCUGGCCCAUGUUUUGUUUGUAAUUUCCACUAGAGGGUGUUGUCAGGUCAUUUUAAAGUGGAUUAAAAUGCCCUAAGACUUGGUGAAGGAGCCGCUGGCGUUGGCCCCCUGUCCUGAAAGGGCCAUAGUAACUUGGCGAAGUGUCUUCUGUCAUCUGGGUCUUGCAAGAUACAAUAAUAAUUGGCGCCAGGCCCCAGUGACACGGGGAGCACCUGUCUCUUCCUCUGAGCAUUUGGGUCCUGAAAUACACUGCUUGAGAGCGAAAGUCCCUCAUUAACAGCCUAACGUGGCUCCCAGCUUUUUGCCUAAAUUGUGAUUCUGACGCUUUAGUCCUUCAUCUCUCCUUUCAUUUAUUGCCACAGUUGAAGAAAAGUGUCAGAUAACCCUGCAGCAAGACCAUCGAGCUGGGGACUGGGAAGGAAAAAAAAACCACCCUCAAGGCAGCUGAGAAAUCACUCUGCUUUUGGAUAGAAAUUGGUAGGACGGCUGUUUUCCCUUUUUGGAAUCCACUAGAAUGACAGGAAGGACUCCCAGCCCUUUCAGUAACUGUUAGGAGCCCUGAAAUUGUAGAGGCACUGAUGUCCUUGCAGGCCACUUGAAGCCCACAAGGCAGCUGCUUCCCCUGCCCCCAUUGGCCCUCCUGAUGCUCCACUGCGCCCACCCUCCGUUUCUUUCAGGUUCUCAUUGGUGUAUUUCCCAUCCGUGGAGCCCAGUUGUUUGGGCAGCAGCUUAGCAACUGAGUCAGGGAAGCUGCCACUCUCCACAGAGCCACGGAUGAGCAGACCAGGGACCUCAGCUCCUCCGUGGAUGAGAAGACCCAUAGACAACAGUCCUGAUCCUGGGCAGCCGGAAUGACAGGGCUUGCCAGUGAAGGAACUGUGUCUUCCUCCUUGAAGACGGAAGUGCAAUAAUGACCCUGCUUCUCCCAAAGGCUUCAGUUGCCUUGUGCAAAGAUCGUUUGCACUCUGAAGGGGGAAUUCCAAUGUUCAUCGAAGCUGCUUUUUCAUUUAAUUUCAUUGCCUGUGAAGUAUAGUUUCUGGCCUAGAAUUGCUCAGUUGUAUUUGGUUCAAGACAAAUAGGUUGAGGCCAUGAUUGUUAGACUUUUCUGUUGUGACCGUAGACGUCCUGACAGGUAUUGCAGUCUUGGCCUGCAGAAAAUGGCAUAAGAACUAGUUCUUAAUCCUUAAAAUCAGGCUAAUUGUGAUUUGGCUCCUUGAGUCGGAAUUGGGCAGCUUCCUUGGAAAAAAUAUAUUUGGAAAUUGCAAAAGUUCCUCUAGGUGGUUUGUCUGCAGAGAUCCCGAAUCCUCUACUAGUGGUCAGAGCUCAGUGACGAGGGAAAGGACAGCCUUUCUCUCCUGCCUUUCUUUCCAGCACCAUUUUUGUUUUAUGCCAGGCUUGUGGCAUUUCGGUGCUCACAGGGGUCCUGCCUUCAAAGAUAUGCUCUUCGGGUUCCUCUUCUGAGUAGGCCAUUCUCGCAUGGGGCUCCCCCCAAGGCUGUAGGACCAAGACCUCCCUGCGUCUACACACCAGACCCACCCUUGUAAGCACUCCCAUCGGGGGUGUCAGUUAACCUGCACUGCGUUCUGGUGCAGAUUUUAGUGCAUAUUUUUAUAUAUAAAUAUUUCUGAAAGGCCCAAUUUGGUGCCAGGUUUUAUAUACAGGUCACCAUAAUUUGUAUUACAUCCCCUGACUCAAUGAAGAUUUUCUUUAGACCUAUUAAUAAAAAAAAAAAGAAACUGUU
Messenger RNA from Equus quagga, 3292 nucleotides. It is a transcript of the gene UBIAD1, whose product is annotated as UbiA prenyltransferase domain containing 1. The coding region runs from base 311 to 1327 and encodes 338 amino acids. Gene Ontology annotation, molecular function: prenyltransferase activity. Lineage: Eukaryota; Metazoa; Chordata; Mammalia; Perissodactyla; Equidae. The record is from RefSeq and is a predicted model, not a curated record. Gene Ontology annotation, cellular component: Golgi membrane; endoplasmic reticulum. The transcript is spliced from 2 exons. Gene Ontology annotation, biological process: vitamin K biosynthetic process; menaquinone biosynthetic process.